Molecule: messenger RNA, 2030 nt
Organism: Leptopilina heterotoma
Lineage: Eukaryota; Metazoa; Arthropoda; Insecta; Hymenoptera; Figitidae
Gene: mof
Product: histone acetyltransferase KAT8
Exons: 6
Coding region: 72-1439 (455 amino acids)
Biological process (GO): regulation of DNA-templated transcription
Molecular function (GO): histone acetyltransferase activity
Source: RefSeq, a predicted model, not a curated record
GUUUUAGUGUGAGUUUUGCUCGGCCGGCGGUUGCGCGUGGUUUCUAAAUUUGGUGCGUCGCCACCACGAAGAUGGCGGAUGCAGAGCAUCGAACAAAGGAGGAUUCAACGUCGGCGUCUAAAGAAACGAUGGUGAAAGAAGAAAAACGUGAGAACAGUUUAACAAAUGGUGGCAAGGGUUCGGGGGACGAUGCAGACAGUCUCGAGGAAUUGCCAUUAGAUAUUGGAGAGCAUUAUUUAGUACGAAGAUCCGAUGAUUCUUGGCAUCCUGCCGAAAUUAUUCAAACCCGUUAUAAUGAAGGGGAAAGUCAUUAUGAAUAUUACGUUCACUAUGAAGGUUACAACAGACGAUUGGAUGAAUGGGUUCCUAGAGAUAGAAUUAUGUCCAGUAGAUUUGACAUGAGCGAUCGUUCAUGGAAAAAUAGCGAUAGAAAUCCAGCGACUGAUUUACUAGCAGAUUCUACAGAUCGAAAAAUUACGAGAAAUCAAAAAAGAAGACACGAUGAAAUUAAUCAUAUACAAAAGACUUAUGCAGAAAUGGAUCCAACUACUGCGGCACUGGAAAAAGAACACGAGGCCAUCACCAAAGUUAAAUAUAUCGAUAAAAUACAAAUAGGUAAAUAUGAAAUUGACACCUGGUACUUCAGUCCUUAUCCGGAAGAAUAUGGCAAGCAACCAAAACUUUGGAUUUGCGAAUACUGCCUCAAGUAUAUGCGCUUGGAAAAGACCUACCGUUAUCAUAUGAGCGAAUGUAUACACAGACAGCCAGUUGGAAAAGAAAUUUACCGCAAAGGAACACUGAGUAUUUGGGAAGUGGACGGAAGAGAGCACAAGAUUUAUUGUCAAAAUUUGUGUCUACUCGCAAAAUUAUUUUUGGAUCACAAAACAUUGUACUUUGACGUGGAACCAUUUCUUUUCUACAUAUUGUGUGAAGUCGAUAAACACGGAGCACAUAUUGUCGGAUACUUUUCCAAAGAGAAAGAAUCACCGGACGGCAAUAAUGUCGCUUGCAUUUUAACUCUGCCACCAUUUCAACGUCAGGGCUAUGGAAAAUUAUUAAUUGCCUUCAGUUAUGAAUUGAGUAGAAUUGAACAAGCCGUUGGCAGUCCCGAGAAACCAUUGAGCGAUUUAGGAAAACUCUCUUAUCGAAGCUAUUGGAGUUGGAUUCUAUUGGAGAUUCUCCGUGAUUUUAGAGGAACACUCAGCAUUAAAGAUUUAAGUCACAUGACGAGCAUAUCGCAAACGGACAUAAUAUCAACACUUCAAAGUAUGAAUAUGGUGAAAUAUUGGAAAGGACAGCAUGUUAUUUGUGUAACGCCGAAACUCGUGGAGGAACACAUGAGGAGUAGUCAAUACAAAAGGCCAAGAUUGACAGUUGACAGUAGUGCUUUACGGUGGGGAGCGCCAUUGCGAAAAAAUAUUAAACCAGGAAAAAAAUAGCGUGAAAAUCAAAACCAGGAUUUUUAUUCUCAAAUUUACAAAUUAAGCGUGCCUAGCGGACGAAUAUCUUUGGCCAGAUAAUCGUGAGAAAAUCUCAAAAAUCCAUUAGUGCUCGCUUUAAUCAAUUUUUCGCUGUCUCUCUUCGUGCCCGGUGAAAAGAAAAAGAAAAUCAUCUCUUUCGGACGAAAAAAAAAAGAAAAAUUCUUGAAAGAAUUUCAAACAGCGUUUUACGUGCGAGGCUUUGUUUUCCUUUUUUUGAUCUUUCAAUAGAACAAAAAUUUCCACAAACGCUUCUUUUAAAGUCACGUAUUAUAAAUAUCUGUGCUUUGUGAACAUUGUUUAAUUCACAGAUUCUCAAUUUAUUUUUCUCUAUUGACUAAACUUCUGCGAAUCAUUUAAUUUCCGACCAAAAAUGAAAAAUAAAAAACCAGUUGUAAAAUCACGCGCGAUUAUUGCGCAUCGCUCGUGGUAAAAUUUACAGAUGGACGACUUUCUCACCCAGUAUUACUGCGCAGUAGUGAUUUUCUUGUAUAAAUUCAGAGUGAAACAUGUUUUUUUUUGUCAAUAAAAAAAAUGUCUGUCUUUUAGAAA